CCCGCCCCUCCGCCCUUAGCCGCUGGGGUCCCUAGCGGCUCGCGCGCGCGCAGCGAUGGCGGAGGCGGUGGAGCGCACCGACGAGCUGGUCCGGGAGUACUUGCUCUUCCGUGGGUUCACGCAUACACUGCGGCAGCUGGAUGCGGAGAUCAAGGCGGACAAAGAGAAGGGCUUCAGGGUGGACAAGAUUGUGGACCAGUUGCAGCAGCUGAUGCAGGUGUAUGACUUGGCUGCCCUUCGGGAUUAUUGGAGCUACCUGGAGCGCAGGCUCUUCAGCCGUUUGGAGGACAUAUAUCGACCCACCAUCAACAAACUGAAAACCAGCCUGUUCCGCUUUUAUCUUGUCUACACGAUCCAGACAAACAGAAAUGACAAGGCACAGGAAUUCUUUGCCAAGCAGGCCGCGGAACUCCAGAACCAGGCUGAAUGGAAGGAUUGGUUUCUUCUGCCCUUCUUGCCGUCUCCGGACACCAACCCUACCUUUGCUACCUACUUUUCUCGACAGUGGGCUGACACUUUCAUUGUCUCUCUGCACAACUUCCUGAGCGUCCUCUUCCAGUGUAUGCCUGUCCCUGUGAUCCUAAACUUCGAUGCUGAGUGCCAGAGGACCAACCAGGUUCAAGAAGAAAAUGAAGUUCUGCGUCAGAAGCUUUUUGCAUUGCAAGCUGAAAUCCAUCGGCUCAAGAAGGAAGAGCAGCAGCAGGAAGAGGAAGAGGCCUUGGUCCAACACAAACUCCCACCUUAUGUCUCCAGUAUGGACCGCCUUGGGGACUCGGAGCUAGCCAUGGUGUGCAGCCAGAGGACUGCCUCCCUCUCCCAGUCACCUCGAGUGGGCUUCCUGUCCUCACUGCUGCCUCAGAGUAAGAAGAGCCCUUCAAGGCUGUCACCUGCCCAAGGCCCCCCUCAGACUCAGAGCUCAGCCAAGAAAGACUCCCUCAGCAGUCAGGCUUCCAAGGGCAAGGACCCAGUGCCCGGGGCCAAGGAUGGGAAGAGCCUUCUGAGCGGGCCAGCACCUGGGGAGGCCAGCUGGACACAUCAGCGCCAACGGCGUCUGCAGGACCAUGGCAAGGAGAGGAGGGAGCUGCUCUCCACCUCCUCCUCCCAGUGCACAGAGAAGAAGCCGGAAGGCAGUGGCCCAGAAGCUGAGCCCUGCCUGGAACUCCACACAGGGCCAGUAGAGCCGCUGGCCCGGGUGUCCACAGCAGGCUCUGAGGGAGGCCGCCCCGAGCAGCCCUUCAUAGUGCUGAGCCAGGAGGAGUAUGGGGAGCACCAUUCAUCCAUCAUGCACUGCAGAGUGGACUGCUCUGGUAGGAGAGUCGCCAGCUUAGAUGUAGAUGGGGUCAUCAAAGUGUGGUCCUUCAACCCCAUCAUGCAGACCAAAGCAUCCUCCAUUUCUAAGUCACCGCUGCUCUCUCUGGAGUGGGCCACCAAGCGAGACAGGCUGCUCCUGCUGGGCAGUGGUGUGGGGACGGUGCGUCUUUAUGAUACAGAAGCCAAGAAGAACCUCUGUGAAAUCAACAUCAAUGACGACAUGCCCAGAAUCCUGUCUCUUGCCUGCAGCCCCAAUGGGGCUUCUUUCGUCUGUUCAGCUGCAGCUCCAAGCCUCACCUCCCAGGCAGACUCCUCGGCCCUGGAUAUUGGCAGCAAAGGCAUGAACCAGGUUCCUGGCAAGCUGCUGCUGUGGGACACAAAAACCAUGAAGCAGCAGCUUCAGUUCUCACUGGACCCAGAGCCCAUCGCCAUCAACUGCACAGCUUUCAACCACAAUGGGAACCUGCUGGUCACAGGGGCAGCCGAUGGUGUCAUCCGGCUCUUUGACAUGCAGCAGAACGAGUGUGCCAUGAGCUGGAAGGCCCACUCCGGGGAGGUCUACUCUGUGGAAUUCAGCUGUGACGAGAAUGCCGUGUACAGCAUCGGUGAGGACGGCAAGUUCAUCCAGUGGAACAUCCACAAGAGUGGCCUCAAGGUGUCCGAGUACAACCUCCCUUCAGAUGCCACUGGCCCCUUUGUCCUGUCUGGCUACAGUGGCUACAAGCAGGUUCAAGUUCCCAGGGGCCGACUCUUCGCUUUCGACUCAGAGGGCAAUUACAUGCUGACAUGCUCUGCCACGGGAGGCACCAUCUACAAGCUGGGCAGUGAUGAGAAAGUUCUCGAGAGCUGCUUGAGUCUGGGUGGCCACCGGGCCCCUGUGGUCACAGUGGACUGGAGUACGGCCAUGGACUGUGGGACGUGCCUCACAGCCUCCAUGGAUGGCAAGAUCAAGCUGACUACCCUCCUAGCCCACAAGCUCUGACGUCCUUCCUGGAGCGACACACUGGAAACAGGAUUGUCCCCGGUGGAGGAGAGAGGAGACAGAAUGGGACACUGCUUCUGGCUCCACGCUGCCAGGGCUGUGGAUCUUCGGGGAAAGACUGCAGAGGGGGCCCAGCCAUCCAGCUGCCGCUGCUGUGGAGUAGGAGUCUGGAGCAGGCUGCGUGUGCUUCCUAGAGACUUGAAUGGUGGCUGGAGCAGGG
Onychomys torridus (southern grasshopper mouse) is the source of this 2513-nucleotide messenger RNA. RefSeq names its product WD repeat domain 91 (gene Wdr91). The record is from RefSeq and is a predicted model, not a curated record. Gene Ontology annotation, cellular component: late endosome membrane; early endosome membrane; extrinsic component of endosome membrane. The transcript has 15 exons. NCBI's taxonomy places the organism in Eukaryota, Metazoa, Chordata, Mammalia, Rodentia, Cricetidae. Gene Ontology annotation, molecular function: protein binding; phosphatidylinositol 3-kinase regulator activity. Bases 56 to 2293 code for a protein of 745 amino acids. Gene Ontology annotation, biological process: early endosome to late endosome transport.